This is a messenger RNA of Tuber aestivum (summer truffle), 1083 nucleotides long. The record is from the annotation of a GenBank genome assembly. NCBI's taxonomy places the organism in Eukaryota, Fungi, Ascomycota, Pezizomycetes, Pezizales, Tuberaceae.
AAUCCCUGACCCGCCAGCCCACCAAAAACACUUUCCCCACCAAAAGCCCAAAUCAUCACCAAUUUCCAUCCCCCCAAUUGCGGAGGAAGAAUGUUACCGACACUUCGCCUUUUCGCCCAAGUCGGCACCCAGCGCCUCGCGCCCUUCUCCACAACUGGGAUAGCUGGAAUCCUCACACACCCGAACCCGCGACCAGCCCUCAUCGCAGUCUACAACCACACCUUGUCCCUUCUCUCCCGACUGCCGCAACACUCCGUCUACCGCCAGUCCACCGAGAACCUCACAAAGCAGCGCUUGGCAAUUGUUGAUUCAGUCAAGCCAGAGGGGUGGGCAGAGUACCAAGCCGCCCUCAACUCCCAGCGAGAGGCAAACGGUAUUCAGGGAACAAAGGACACAGAAUUCGAAUUGAAGGUGGUCGGAAAACAGUUCCUCGAAAUGGUGAAUAGGGUCACUACGGAUAGUCCAGUCAUGCAGGCCUUCUUGGAUAAGGAGAUGGGCCGUUGGGGGCUCAGUCCUGCAGUCGAUACUUCGGAUGCGUACGCUCGUGAUGUGGAUGUCCGUGUUGAGCAGAAGGGCCCUUCACCCGAGGUCCCAUUGCUGCCCGAGGAGCCGCCGUUGUAUGCCGAACAGGUUACCGAGUUGGAGGAGAAGAUUGGCGCCGGACUCAUUGAGGAAGUUCUCGAACAAGGAUGGAACGAGUUGAAUCUUGUAAAGGAGAUAGAAGAGGCGAAGGCUUGGGAGUCGUUGGAGGUUCAACCGGAGGAGGGCCAGUGGGUUGGGUUCGAGCGGGCACCCUAGCGGGAGGAAAUUAUAGAGGAGGUACUCAGGUUCUUUUUGUGCAUAGCCAAACGUUGACGGCGAUUGGGCGGCAUCACUCAGGUGUUCAUAAUUCCUUGUCUAGCUAAUGGAAUUCGCUUUGUUGGUUGGUGCUAGGGCAGGAUGGUCAGGCAAUAUCACGGUGAGCGAACAGAGCCUAUCGAAGCCAAACAGCCGCAACCUAUCCCGAUUCCCAUCAGAUACCUGCUUCUCAGGGGUCGGUCUAGUUAUCUGCAGCUCAAUUCCCAACUUACAGUAGUCUUCAUG